Messenger RNA from Octodon degus (degu), 2406 nucleotides. It is a transcript of the gene Pp2d1, whose product is annotated as protein phosphatase 2C like domain containing 1. Gene Ontology annotation, biological process: protein dephosphorylation. NCBI's taxonomy places the organism in Eukaryota, Metazoa, Chordata, Mammalia, Rodentia, Octodontidae. Gene Ontology annotation, molecular function: protein serine/threonine phosphatase activity. The record is from RefSeq and is a predicted model, not a curated record.
AAGAGAACAGAGAGCCGGUAAAGAGAGGGCAAAGAGCUGCCCCACAGGAGCAUGCAGAACGUUACUAGUGCUUUAAGAGUAUUUUGGAACUCAAAAGACUGGGAUAAGGAAAAAUCAACAUUUGAUUCAGCGGAAGAUACUUCAUUUCUACUUAAAAAGAAAAGGAGUUUUCGAAAGAAAGAGGCAAAGCUACCAGGACUCAGUGCCGCAGCCCUGCUGCCUGGAGGAAUCACCUUUCCCUGUUCUGUAUGCAGGCAGGAAAUUGAAAUCGCUGGCGCUUUCCGGCACAAACAGCAACAAGCUCUCGCCACCUUGGGGCUCCAGUGGCUGGGAGUGAAGAAGCAGCCACCCUUUAUGUUUGUUGAGCAGAGACAGGUUUUAAUUGCUAACCUGUUGUCCUCCUUUAUGCUCAAUGAGAAAGUCCUACAAAGCAUUAAUAAUGCUUUUGAGCUACUUCGGAACAAGCAAAUACCAGUGCAUUCUAAGAUUUUUUUUUUUUUAACAUUUAUUUAUUUAUUUAUUGUGUGUCCAUCUCUCCAGCCCGAAGAUAGGAAUUCUACAGAGAAAACCAACAUGAAUGAUAAAUUCAUGAUAAUAAAUAAUUUUGGCAACAAACCCAAUGUGUGUUUUUUCGGUUUGUUGGACAGACAUCAGGGUACAUUGGCAGCAGACUUGACAUCCGCAGAACUCCCGCUUUUGCUUCUCCACCAAUUGUCUACGUCUGAUCCUUCUUACCAAAUGACCCCAGCACAGCAACAAGUAAUCAGCGCCUUCGCUAGCAUCUUUAGAGAGGACUACACAGCAAUAGAAGACCUCUUCUCUUCUACAAAAACAAAUGCCAGCGCGCAGAAGUGUAAUUAUGAGGAUAUACAUAAGGCCUUUGCCAAAGCAUGCUGGAGGAUGGACAGACUCUUACGCCUUGGAAGAGAAGAAAGCUCCAGGGUUCUAUGGAGUGGCUGCUCUGUAGUUACUUGUAUACUGGAAGGCAGAAUUAAAUAUCCUUAUGCCAAUAUGAACUGGAGAAAACUCAACAGCAGCGAUAAAUUGGCAGACGGCCUCCCAUCCCAGAUGGUGCCACAAAUAAUUUCUGGAAUAUUACAUGUCGCAAACACUGGUAAUGUGCAAGCAGUCUUAUGCAGAAAUGGAAAAGGAUUUUGUCUCACCAAAGAACAUACUACAGAAAACACUAGUGAAAGAAGAAGGCUACUUCAGAAUGGAGCACUAAUUUCUUCAAAUGAACCGUAUGGGCUCUUAGAAGGGCACACUAAAACAAGAGGACUUGGAUUUCAUGGAGAUCUCAAACUAAAACGAUAUAUUAUUCCAGCACCUGAAACUAUUUCUGUCCCUAUAGAUGACUUACGUUAAUUCCUUAUCUUAGCUACUAAUGGACUUUGGGAAGUUAUGGAUAAAGAGGAAGUCAUAGCACUGACAAUAACACUGUUUCAGAUUUAUAAGGAAACCAGCUCUAUCACACAAAACAAAUCACCACACAUGCAGCCUCUGUAUCUUUCAAUCAGUGACACAAGCAUUACUGAAUCAGAAAAUAAUAUUCACGUACUAUUUCAAAAUAAUCCCAAAUCUAAAGAGUAUGUGUCAACUAUAAAUUUAAAGUAAAUACUGUCUGAUUCAAAAUAUUCUGAACAUUAUGUUUACGACUCUAAAAAUAUAGAGACAUUUCCACUACCAAUGACUAAUCAUGAACCUUACAGAGAAAAGGAAACUGACAGACCAACCAGUGCAGACAAUGCACAAACAAGCGAAAACUCACCAUAUGCUAAGAAUUUCUUUGAACGUGCAGCUGAGUAUAUUAGCCAUGAACUUGUAAAUGCUGCUCUGGAGGCUGGUUCCCGAGACAAAGUUACAGUUAUGGUAAUAUUUCUUAAUGGAAGUGAGUAUCAGUUGCUGAUAUAAAAAAUUAAGUUCCAAAGAACCAAAGUUUAUUGCCACAAAGACAGCUCCUCAAUGAACUCAGUGUCAGGAUGGCACAUCAAUACCAUGGGAAGUAAUUUCUCAGAUCAUAGUAAAGAAAGUAUAAAUGCAGAUUUGAGGUUAUGUAUGCUCACUGUUUUGUGUCAAAAAAGAAAAAAAAAACACUAUUUGCUUUUUUACCACUUUAUUCCAACCUGAGCACCUCAAUAUAAAACUAAACACUGGUGAACUGUUUUCUCUGCUAACUGUGAAUUACUGUAAAAUGUACAAGAGGUCUGCUAAGAGUUUGACGCUUAAAUAGAUUGAAUCAUCUGACACAUGGUAGAUUUCAUAUAAUGAAAAUACCUAAAAAUUAGUGCAAUAUACGGAACUCAUCAAAAUAAAGAGGACUUUGAAAAACAAGGCUGCAAGAUUGUUACUAACAUUGUAAUAUUUAUGUUACAAAUUACAGAUACAUUGUUUAUUAUGGUUCUAGCC